GUUUACACCUACUUCAAGUCGACGUCUUCUACGUCUGUUGGUCCCUUUUAUUCAUCUUCAGAUAUUUGUAAUCCUCCAAUUUAGAAAUGAAAAAAAAUAUCCUCAGCUCUCCCGCUCGCUCCAUUUCUCUAGAAAACAGCCCCUCUGGAAAAACUCAAGAAUCUUGGGCGUAAGCAGCUGAACCAACAGACAGAGAACAUCUCGUCCUUGCUGGUUGUAAACAUGAGCCGAGUCUUACUUCGUAGUAAAGCAAAUGUUUUAGGGUAUUUUUAGCCGAGCACACGGCUCCAGGAAUGCUUCACUUUUCACUUCAUCUUUGUUUCAGUCUCAAAACUCGUGGCAGCCGCAGAUCGGAUCCAAAAGGCUCAGAUCAAAAUAUCCAUUCAUCAACAAGCUGGACCUGUCGGCGCUGAGGAAACAGGAGCAGGAUCCGUGCACAUGUGUGUUUCAUCAGAGGAGACGGUUAUGAGACAACAUGUCAACGCGUCCCGGCCGGUCGAGAUCUGACUUGGCACCUUGGUGGGACACUGGGUUCUUCAUGGAGCUCUGCAGGUUUGUACAGAUGGAUCUCUGGCCUUCAUCUGGGGCAUCAUGAUGUCACUUCAUGUGAGGAGCUCCCUUCAGACUUUUAAACUUGACAGAAAAACCUUUACAACACACAAGAGUCAAGAAAGACAGUAAAACAUGUCAUGUCUCCUUUACAUUAGAAUCCACUGAGGUGACGCGUGUUCUCUGAGCCUCAUGAAGAAGUUGACAUCAUAGCACCUCAGCAGAUAGUGAUAUCCAGGCCUGACCCUCUGGCCUGCGACCAUCUUUGUCUCGUCGGCAUGUGCAGAUCCACGUCCCGUGACUCGCUCCCGGUCUAAAUAUACUCGUCCCACUGCGAAGGUCACGUUUCGUCAUGCGGAGCAACAAGUUCUCAACGAGGUGCCAGCGAGGCGUCGAAGGCUUUAUGACCUGCAGCCUCUCACACACCAGUCGUCAGAUGAUGAAGUCGCUGCUCGUGACUGAUUAGCUUCAGGUUGAAGGAGUUCGAUGGAGAUAAAAGCUGCUGCAGCUCAGGAUGAUGUCGAUCCAGUGACCGGCUCCUGAAGCUAGGACUUUAUAUUGGGACCUGUGCUGAACGCUUCCUGAGACCUCCAGCUGAGAUGGGUAACGGAAUCAACAAGGUCCUGCCGAAUCUCUACCUGGGAAACAUUAAAGAUGCUCGAGACAAGGAGCUGCUGGCUCAGCACAACAUCAGCCACAUCUUGUCCAUCCACGACACAGCUGCACCCGUCCUGGAGGACAUGAGGUACCUGUGUAUAUCUGCUGCUGAUCACUCCAAGCAAGACCUGACUCAGUACUUCAGAGAGAGCAUCACCUUCAUCCACGAGUCUCGCCUGAAGGGAGAAGGCUGCCUGGUUCACUGCGUGGCGGGCGUGUCCCGCAGCGUGACCCUGGUGGUGGCCUACAUCAUGACGGUGACGGGCCGCGGCUGGGUGGAGGCGCUGGCGGCGGUGAGGGCGGCCCGGCCGUGUGCGGGGCCCAACCUGGGCUUCCUGAAGCAGCUGGAGGAGUUUGAAAACAUGGAGCUGAAAGAGUACCGGGCGUCGUGGAAGGAGCGGUACGGGAAUCAAACCUUCAACGACGAGGAGGAGCUCGUCGCUCUUUUAACCCGGAAGUCCACCUGCAGCAGCAGCAACGCCAUCACGACCAGCAUCACUCCGGCGGCGGCCACAAGUCGAACCUGACCACAAACCGUCUCCUCUCGUCCGAGCUGGAGCAGCCGAGGACCGUGGGCCCGGGGCGCUGACCUUUGACCUCGUCAGGACCAGAGCGGUGGCAGGAUGGACUCUUCAGGGUCGAUCCUGCAGAGAGAAACCAGCAGAGCCAGCAGAACCACUCGACUCUGAGGGAGCGGUUCGGUCCCGGUGUUGAACGUUGUUCUAACAGAGACACUCUGAAGUCUUGUGACGAGGGGAUUUUUCUUGAAUGUCCUCGUCUCCUGUCCCCUUCGUCGUGUCCUCGCCACUAACUGUCAAAAUAACACGCUCGGGCAGUCAAGCAGGACAACAAGGAAACAUACAGUCCACAGUGUGAGUGCACGUUCACCCCCCCUCCUCCCCACUCAGUUCUGUUAUGCUGUGUCUCUUACUUGAAUUAUGAGUAUUAGUUUCUGCACAGUGUGGAAGACGUGAAUCACUGGACCUCACAGCUUCUGAGGAUAAAUGUUUGUUUGUGUUGUUGAGAAAUCGACAAUAGAAACUGAAUAAACGCAAAAAAACACAAAUAUCAACGAUUCACACAAACGUUUCUGCUCCAGGAAAAUUAAACAUGUUCAUUUGUUUUAAUCAUGAAUCAACAUGAGAUUUUCAACUUUCAGCAGCGAGUGGUCACUGGAAAAUCUACAAUUUAGAUCUGAAGGGGAAACUGAUUAUUAACAAGAAAAUACAAAUAUAUUAUUAAGAUCAUUAUUUUAAACCUUGGGAUAAUUUAAGGUCUUUACACUUUUUAUUUAAUGAUUGAAAGAAAGUGAGAGAAAGAGUUGUUUGGUGGAACUCGUGGAAGAAUUAGAGUAAUUUAAAGUAAAAGUACAAAAACCACAAAGUGAUACUACUCAUAUUAUAUAUGUUUAAAACUGUAGCUCCACCUCAGCUUCAACAGUAGAAUCAUGUUAAAUCAGCACUGACAGUCAUAAUAUGACAGUCAUAAUAUAUUGUUAUAAUAUGUUUUUAUUUCAGAAUCAGGAUUUCUGUCUGUAAACGAGUGUUUUUUUGUGGUUUUGAUAAUUUUACUUUAAUAUUCUGAGACCAGUUCGACCUGAAAACUACUUUCACCUCAUUGUGUUUGAAUAAAGUUUGUUUAGUCCAACGAAGAUAAAACCAUGAAAGGGAACCACACCUCAAAUAAAACGCAAUAUUAAACUGCUGCUUAUCAUAAUGCUCCAUUAAUAAAACACCUCACAUAACAGAAAUACUUUUCUUAGUGAUUUUAUUCAGAUACUUUACAUGAAUAUGAAACUAUUGUACUUUUACUUGUCAAUGUUAAUCCAUCCAUCAGAUGUAACACAUCAGGCUCAUGAUAGUUUCAUCUUGUUUAUUUUCUAUGAUGUGUGAAUUGUGUAAAACUGACAAA
Platichthys flesus (European flounder) is the source of this 3117-nucleotide messenger RNA. Its product is annotated as dual specificity protein phosphatase 22-B-like. Gene Ontology annotation, cellular component: cytosol. Gene Ontology annotation, biological process: positive regulation of JNK cascade; regulation of cell population proliferation; protein dephosphorylation. The coding region runs from base 1149 to 1733 and encodes 194 amino acids. The transcript is spliced from 7 exons. Lineage: Eukaryota; Metazoa; Chordata; Actinopteri; Pleuronectiformes; Pleuronectidae. Gene Ontology annotation, molecular function: protein tyrosine/serine/threonine phosphatase activity. The record is from RefSeq and is a predicted model, not a curated record.